AUGUCUACAUCUACUCAUUCCACACCACGAUCGAGAUCUGAUGACUCGAGGAGCACUCCCGUCACUGAACAUAGUGAUAGUGCUCGAUUCCAAGACGUUGCAGUCGUCGGCAUGUCCUGUCGUGUCGCCGGCGGCAUCCAAAGCCCCGAACAACUCUGGCAAGCUUUGCUGGGCCAAAAGGUAGCAUCUACCGAAAUGCCACCCAAGCGCUGGGCACCAUAUCACAACCGAGACCCCCGCAACUCGAAAGUAAUGAGCCAAGUACCCAACCGUGGAUACUACAUCGAAGAUAUCGAAGGAUUCGACUGUAAGUUUUUCGGUAUCUCUCCGAAAGAAGCAGAGCAGAUGGACCCACAGCAACGUGUCUCGCUUGAGGUUGCUUGGGAGGCGCUCGAGGAUGCUGGGAUUUCUGCGAAGACGCUGGGUGGUAGUGACACUGCUGUUUUUUGGGGCGUGAAUUCGAAUGAUUAUGGAAGUCUUAUCUUGGAGGACCUGGCGAAUAUUGAUGCUUGGAUGGGAAUUGGGACGGCAUAUUGCGGGGUUCCGAAUCGGAUCUCGUAUCACCUGAAUUUGAUGGGGCCCAGCGUUGCUGUUGACGCGGCAUGCGCUUCUUCACUCGUUGCUGUUCAUCAUGGCGUCAAAGCCAUCGUCGGAGGUGAAUCCAAGGUUGCGAUCGUCGGUGGCGUGAACGCACUCUGCAGCCCAGGCUUGACAACGGUCCUGGCUAGGGCUGGGGUUAUUUCUUCCGAGGGCCAAUGUCGGUCGUUCGAUGAUACCGCGAAUGGUUACGGUCGUGGAGAAGGUGCCGGUGCCGUUGUCCUGAAGAACCUCAGUCAAGCCGUCCACGACGGAGAUCACAUCAUGGCAGUCAUCAAGGGCAGCGCGGUAGCCCACAACGGCAGAAAUAACGGUAUCAUGGCCCCAAAUGCCAAAGCACAAGAACUCGUCGCACAGAAAGCACUCAACACCGCAGACAUAAGUCCCCAUACGGUGCGCUACGUCGAAGCCCAUGCCACAUCCACUGCCCUAGGAGACCCAACAGAAGUUUCCGCGGUUGCAAAAAUCUACGGUAUCGGAAGGCCAAGUGACGAUCCAUGUUAUAUUGGCUCUAUCAAGCCCAACAUCGGCCAUCUGGAGGCUGGUGCAGGAAUUAUGGGUCUCAUAAAGGCUGUUCUCGCUGUCCAAAAAGGCAUCCUACCCCCUCAAGCGAACCUGCAAACGCUCAAUUCACGGAUUAACUGGCACGAAGCUGGCCUUCGGGUCGUGCAGAAACCAACCGAUUGGCCAAACCCGGAUGAGCUGCGUCGCGCAGCCGUGUGCUCUUAUGGCUAUGGCGGAACAGUAUCACACGCCGUUCUCGAAGAGUUCCCGCAGUACACGAAGCCAUCUGCGUCAGACGGAGAGAAUAUCCACAGCACGGGCGCGCAGCUAUUGCUUCUGUCGGCACCUCAGGAGCAGCGCCUGGCCUCUUUUGCAGAAUCACUCAGCUCCUGGAUUCGCCAGCAGGGUUCUGAACUUGAUCUGGCUGGCGUGUGUCAAACGAUGGCUACUCGACGUAGCCACCACGACUUCCGGACAUCUGCAGUUGUCGAAGACAUUGAUGGCGCCCUCGCUGCUUUGGAUUGCAUACAGCAACGCUCGAGUAGCGAUCCAUGGACUGCACAAAGUCGUAUCCUCCCGUCCAAUGUGAGAAAGGAUGUCGUCUGGGUUUUCUCUGGUCACGGGGCGCAGUGGACGGACAUGGGGAAGGAAUUGAUCAACAACCCGGUUUUCUUUGAUACAAUCCAACCAAUCGACGCUGUUAUCCGCGAGGAGAUCGAUUCGUCGCCCAUCGAAUGGUUGCAGCAGGGUGACUUCGAGUUGUCAGAUCGCGUUCAGAUCUUGACCUACAUCGUACAGAUCGGAAUUAGCGCCGUACUUAACAGCCAUGGCAUUUUUCCACAGGCAGUCAUCGGUCAUUCGGUAGGAGAGAUCGCUGCUUCUGUGGUUGCUGGUGCGCUUUCACCGGUCGAGGGAGCGGUGAUUGUCACACGGCGGGCAAUUCUAUACAGGCAGGUUAUGGGCUAUGGAGCGAUGGCUUUGAUCAGCCGGAGUUCUGAGGAUGUUUGUCGGGACCUCAACGAAAAAGAUACGAGUACUGUGACUGUUGCUAUCGACACAUCCCCGUCAUCCUGUGUUAUCGCUGGCCCCAAAGAGGACGUUGCCAGUAUCAUUCAGCAGUAUCAGGAGCAAGGAGUCAAGACUUUCACCGUCAAGACAGAUAUCGCAUUCCACAGUUCCGCGGUCUUGGGUCAACUGGGAGAUCCUCUUUCGGUAGCGCUCCAGGAUGUCUUGCAACCUACUCAGCCGACAGUCCAGCUGUAUUCGACUUCGCUCUCGGACGCUCGAGGCCAAGACACUCGGGAUACCAGUUACUGGGUGGACAACAUGGUCAGACCAGUACGGCUGACUUCUGCUGUCGGUGCUGCCAUUGAGGACGGCCACCGGAGGUUCUUGGAAGUCUCCAGUCACCCUGUCGUAUCCCACUCAAUCAGCGAAACUAUCAUGGACCGUGGCAUUGACGACUUCACAGUCCUUCCCACCCUCUGCAGAAACCAACCGGCGGAGAAGAGCAUUCUCCAUGCAGUUGGUCGACUGUACUGUAGCGGAGCGGAUAUCAGCAAUUCGAAACAGCAUGUGGUGAGCAAGUGGAUUCAAGGGAUACCAAUGAGUCCCUGGAUGCAUCGUCCCCUAUGGCGCGAAGCGACAACAACUGGAACCGCGGACAUGCAUGAUGUUGACACACACACUCUUCUGGGCAAGCGGACUGCUGUGGCCGGAACCGAGAUGGUGGUUUUCUCGACGACUUUGGACCAGGAAACGAAGCCUUUCCCGUUGAGCCAUCCGGUUUCUGGGACAGAAAUCAUUCCUGCCGCAUGCUUGAUCAAUACCUUCCUGAGAGCUACUGGCAAGUCCACGUUGCAAAACAUCAAUUUAAGAGUGCCCGUUGCCGUUGGUACUCCGCGAAACAUUCAGGUGGUGGUGCAGCAAGAUCAUCAGGUGAAACUCAUGUCACGACUAAUAGAAAGCGAGCAAAGCGACGAAAGCUCUUGGGUCACCCACACUACUGGUCAUAGUUUCAACACUCAAUCUGAUGCCACCGCAGAAGUGAGGUUCGACAUACCCGCAGUGAAGACCCGUAUCGGCGCACAGCUACGGGAUAAUUUCACCAUCGACUACCUCGUAAAGGUUGGAGUUGGCGCCAUGGGAUUCCCAUGGACGGUGACUGAGCACCAUGGCAACACCAACGAAAUGAUCGCACGAGUCGACGUCGCCCCAGGGGUGGGAAGCAUCAAUGCCUGGAACCCUUUGUCGUGGGCACCGUUCCUGGAUGCUGCAACAUCCAUUGGAUCUACCAUCUUCUUCGACAUGCCUCGAUUGCGCAUGCCAGCGCAGAUUCAGCAGGUGGAUGUUUUCACGGAGCAGAAUCCGCCCAAGGUUGGUUGGGUUUACGUGCAGCAAGACACCAGCACGGAGUAUUCCAGCCAUGUCCAUAUACUAGACGAGUCUGGAACAUUACUAGCCAAGUUUACUUCCAUGCGUUUUUCGGAAAUCGAGGGUACGCCUGGUACAAGCGGAGGAAACAUCGCAGGUCUUGUGCAUCGAAUGGCAUGGACACCAGCUCUGCCCGCAGAAAAGCCUAUUCGCGUUGAGAAAGCCAUUUUGAUCAGCAAUGAUGCCUCCAUGACCGACAUUUAUGCAAAGACCUUGCCUGCCCAUAUCCGGUCACUUCAGCUUUCUGCAGCCGUUGAUCUUGGCAACCAGCUUCCACACGACUUUGUACCCGAACAAGGCACGGUAGUCGUUUACAUUCCACACGAGGUGCAUUCACUUCAGGAAGUGCCUGUUAUGACCGAGCACUUCACCUGGCAACUUCUGGAAAUCACAAAAUUUGUCGCUCAGAAGUCCCUCCCUGUCAAGAUCUUCGUGCUUACUGAUGAUGUGACGCGAGGGGAAACACCGACUGCUCUCGCCCACGCACCGCUACUGGGCCUCAGUAGAAUCAUUGCUAGCGAGAACCCUGAUUGCUUUGGAGGUCUCAUUGACUGUGAGCAACGGGUUAUGCCUCUAGCCGCCAUGAAAUACAUCCAGGGGGCCGACAUCAUCCGCAUCAACGACGGAAUUGCCCGAAUAGCUAGACUUCGUGCUCUUUCCCCAGAAGACCGGAACCAUCAACCGUCCAAAUCGCUAUCUCGACCGGAGGGUACCUACCUCAUUGUGGGUGGUCUAGGUGUACUUGGACUCGCGGUGGCCGAGUUCUUGGCUGAGCAAGGAGCUCGACGUCUGGUGCUUGCUUCCCGACGCUCGCUUCCGCCGCGGAGAACCUGGAACGAUAUUCACGAUAGUGACCUGCAGUCGACAAUCGCGAAGAUCCAAGCCCUGGAGCAAAAAGGUGUCAGCGUCCACACCGUGUCUGUUGACAUCGCCAGUACAAGCGCAUCCAGUUUGCUGGGAGCAUUGGACCGGCUGAGUCUUCCUCCAGUCUUGGGCGUGGUUCACGCAGCUGGAGUGCUAGAGAACCAGCUCAUCGUGGAGACCACUCAAGACGCCCUCAACCGCGUCCUGUCAGCCAAGGUUAGCGGAACACUGACUCUGCAUGAGGCCUUCCCGCCGAAAUCACUGGAUUUCUUUGUUCUGUUCUCCUCCUGUGGCCAGCUGUUUGGAUUCACCGGUCAAGGCUCGUAUGCCAGCGCGAACGCUUUCCUCGACACACUCGCCACGCAUCGCCGGAGUCUGGGUGACAAUGCGGUUGCUUUCCAGUGGACCGCGUGGCAGGGUAUGGGCCUGGGAAGUGAUAGCGAUUUCGUCACUGCGGAACUCGAAAGCAAGGGUAUCACAGAUGUCAGUCGCCACGACGCUUUCCAGGCGUGGCUGUACCUUGCACAGUACGACAUGGAUCACGGCGUGGUGCUACGCAGCCGCGUCUUUGAUGAAGAAGAACCGCUUCCAACGCCCAUCCUAAACGAUAUCGCCAUCCGUCGAGCCUCAGAGUCUAGUGACGGUAAUCAGAGUAAGACUGGCAGCAAGCCAGCACUGCCGUCUUCUGGACUGGAGCUGAAGACAUAUCUCGAUGAACAAAUUCGGACUUGUGUGGCCAAUGUCCUCCAUCUUUCCGCGGACGAAAUUGACUCUAAGGCGACCUUGUCGGAUCUUGGGUUAGACUCUGUGAUGAGUGUCAGUUUACGACGACAGCUUCAGCAGGCGCUCAAGCUCAAUGUUCCGCCAACUCUGGUUUGGAACUACCCGACGACGCACCAUCUGGUUGGAUGGUAUGUUGAGAAGCUGGCCCAGUAG
Aspergillus chevalieri is the source of this 5334-nucleotide messenger RNA. It is a transcript of the gene 6METHYLSALICYLIC, whose product is annotated as type I polyketide synthase. The coding region runs from base 1 to 5334 and encodes 1777 amino acids. NCBI's taxonomy places the organism in Eukaryota, Fungi, Ascomycota, Eurotiomycetes, Eurotiales, Aspergillaceae. The record is from RefSeq and is a predicted model, not a curated record. Gene Ontology annotation, biological process: secondary metabolite biosynthetic process; fatty acid biosynthetic process. Gene Ontology annotation, molecular function: 3-oxoacyl-[acyl-carrier-protein] synthase activity; phosphopantetheine binding; fatty acid synthase activity. The transcript is spliced from 2 exons.